Salvelinus namaycush (lake trout) is the source of this 5520-nucleotide messenger RNA. Its product is annotated as SUN domain-containing ossification factor-like. The record is from RefSeq and is a predicted model, not a curated record. The transcript is spliced from 22 exons. The coding region runs from base 188 to 4315 and encodes 1375 amino acids. Lineage: Eukaryota; Metazoa; Chordata; Actinopteri; Salmoniformes; Salmonidae. Gene Ontology annotation, biological process: regulation of bone remodeling; protein folding in endoplasmic reticulum. Gene Ontology annotation, cellular component: cytoplasm; membrane.
CAGUGGAUUUGACAGGAGCCAACAGUUCAACACAACACCACUUUCAGGAAACUAGAAGUUAGGUGUCGGACCUGUAACUUGUAGAAGUUAGACAUAUUCACGUUGAGUUAAAACAUACAACUGUUGAAUAACGACAGUAUUGAUACAUGUGUAGGUAGACGGCGAUAAUGUUGGACCCUGCGGGAGGAUGAUGAAGAAGAGAUUGUGGCGAGUUGUGUCAGCGUGCCUACUUGUGUUAUUACUGUGUUGUUAUCUCAGGCACCCCACUAAAUAUGUUAGCUGCACAGAGCAACCCCCAGAGGCUCAGACCCAGCGUCUGAAGGAAGAUCCUGUUGACAGGUCCCAUCACAAGGGUGUUGUUCAGUUAGAGGAUGGCUGGGGGUCCCAGUAUGUCCAGCACCUAUCUGAAGAGGAGGUGCUGCCAGAGGGAGAGGAGGUGGAGACACAGCAGCAGGGCCUAGCAGAGGAGGAGGGGGCGGGGACUCCAGGCACUGAGGUGGAGAACAAGGAGCAUGUACAGACGUUGGACCUGGACGAUUCUGAGAAGGAGCCAGAGACGGCAGAACCAGAGGCCGAGCCAGAGACGGCAGAACCAGAGGCCGAGCCAGAGACGGCAGAACCAGAGGCCGAGCCAGAGACGGCAGAACCAGAGGCCGAGCCAGAGACGGCAGAACCAGAGGCCGAGCCAGAGACGGCAGAACCAGAGGCCGAGCCAGAGACGGCAGAACCAGAGGCCGAGCAUCCACCUCCAGAGGCCGUUGUCACCCAAGAGCUGCAGCCAACCCCCACCUCUGACCUAUUCCAUCCAUCCUCUGCCCCUGCCCUCAACCCCGUCACUGAAGACCCCUCCAUGCCCCAUGGCUCAUCCUCUAGUGUACCAGAGGAUACUUUGUCUGAUGUCCCUGUAUCGGAAUUCAGCGAUACUGAUCUUGCCACAGACGACUGUGAAGCUGGAGAAACCAACCCCUUUGAUGAAUCCUGGACCUGCGUGAGUAGCGGCUCCAAGAUCCAGGACCAGAGUCCCAGUCUUCCUGUUGUCCUGGAGAAACUUAACAAUGCUCAAGGAAAAGGCACCAAGACCGACAUAGACCCCCCCCCGGCCCAGGCAGGUCAGGCCUCAGUGGGACUGGCUCAGGGGGCCAACACCUCCCACAUGCUGAAAGAACCGGGCUUGAGCUCACGCAUCGCUACGGAGAAGGAUCCUAAUGUGGCAACCAAGGAUGCGGAGGACAUCCCCACCUUUGACGAGUGGAAGAAGAAAAUUAUGGAGAAGGAGAAGACUCUGGCCACUCACAUCUCCACCAACGGCGGCUCCCACGCUGUAAAGAAGGUGCAGAAGAACUUCAACAACUAUGCCUCGGUGGAGUGUGGGGCCAAGAUCCUGGGUUCUAACCCAGAGGCCAAGAGUACUUCAGCCAUAUUAAUGGAGAGCAUGGAUCAUUACAUGUUAAACCCCUGCAGCAACAAGAUCUGGUUCAUCAUCGAGCUGUGCGAUCCCAUCCAGGUGAAGCAGUUGGACAUUGCUAACUUUGAGCUCUUCUCCUCCACACCCAAAGACUUCCUGGUCUCCAUCAGUGACAGGUACCCGUCCAACAAGUGGGUGAAGCUGGGCACUUUUCAUGCUCGGGAGGAGCGCACUGUUCAGAGUUUCCCUCUGGACGAGCAUCUGUACGCCAAAUAUGUCAAGAUGUUCACCAAGUACAUAAAGGUGGAGCUGGUCUCUCACCAUGGAUCUGAACACUUCUGCCCCCUCAGUCUCAUAAGGGUUUUUGGAACGAGUAUGGUGGAGGAGUAUGAGGAGAUCGCUGACCCCCUGGACAGACCAGACGACCAGGAUGACGACCUCGAUUAUCCUCCUGGAUACGUUCCUGUAGAGGACAAGGCUUCAAAUGACCUCAUAGGAUCAGCCAAGGACGUCAUUCUGAACAUGGUGAACAACAUUAAAGUCAACGUGCUGGGGGGAGGACCAGGUGAAGGGAACUUCUCAGGCCAGACAGUGAACCUGACUGUCGUUACAUCAUCUGACCCUGACACCACUACCACCCUCAGCCCAGUGCCUGACGCUGUAGAGGUGGAGCAGCCUGAAGUACUAGAGGACAUUGAUGUCACUACCACAGAGGAACCCAAACCAGAGCAUGUAACUGAAGAGGAGCAGGUAGUCUCUCCUAUAGAGGAGAAGGAGGAGGUCCAGUCUAUAGUCACCAUGCUGGAGGAGGAGGAGGAUGGGAGGGAGAGAGAGGAGCACCGUUGCCCUGGCCAUCGACAGCAAGAAAGCCUUGACUACUGUGGCCUAUCUUCCUCCUCUUCUUGCUCCUGCUCAGCCUCCCUCCAGGAGUACCUCGUUCACCAGUGUUCCUUUCAGAGGAACUAUACCAGCCAGGAGAGGAAACCAGAGGCUACUCCAGCUCCAGUCACCCCCACCACCCCGUCACAGCAGCUGCCCAUCUCCUCCACGCCCACUCAGACACCCCAGCAGCCACACACUCAGGGGGAACAGGAGAGAGAGCCCAGCUCUGCCCAUGGGGAGAGAGAAGCCAGGCCCACUGACAUCCCACUACACCUUCCAUGGGUUGAGACUGAGGCAGUGGGAGAGGUAGAGCCCAGUAUGGAGCUGCCCCACCUAGAGCCCAGCCAGACCUCCACCCUGCCCAGACCCAGCUCCACCGACACCUCCAGCUCUGCCGCCAGGCCCACACCUGCCGUGGAGCCUCCACUCCACACCUCAUCCAAAGACCUGCCUGGGCAGAAGCACCCCAUCACUGGGGCAGAGAAAAGCCAGGAGGUGCAGCAGGAGGAGAUCAGGCAGCCUCCCACUGUCGCCAGCUCCAGUGGCCCAGUGGAGCAGAGCUGGGGAACCCCUGUAGAGAGGCCCUGUCCGGAAGUCCAGCCUGUAGAACAAGACAACAUCCCGGUCAUCCACCAACCACAUGUGUCUGAUCCACUCCCCCCACCCCUCCUCACUACCUCCACCCCCACAGAGCAGCAGCAGCCUCCGGGAUCCCCACCUAAACCAGCGGGUGCCGGCGGCGGCAACACUACUCCUGAGGAGCAGAACUCUGUCCCCGUCGUGGUCAUGACGGAGCCUCCCUCGCACGGCCAGGGCCAGGCCGUGGCCACUGAAACCAAGGGGGAGGCGGAGCUUUUGGAGGACAUCAUCUUCACCCCGUCGCCCAAUGGUAACGGGCAGCAGCUGCCUCGCCCCACCUCCUUCCAGCCCCCCUCUCCUUCCCCUUUAGACUUCUAUGCAGAGCUCCACAACGCCACGGAGCAGGGGAACGGGAACCUGAUGCACGGCUCCACCAGCCAGAAGGAGUCUGUGUUCAUGAGGCUCAACAACCGCAUCAAGGCCCUGGAGAUGAACAUGUCGCUGAGCGGACGCUACCUAGAGCAACUCAGCCAGAGGUACCGAAGGCAGAUGGAAGAGAUGCAGAGGGCUUUCAACCAAACCAUCAUCAAACUGCAGAACACAUCCAGGAUGGCAGAGGAGCAGGACCAGAGACAGACAGAGUCCAUCCAUUCGUUGCAGGGCCAGCUGGAGGACGUCACACAGCUGGUGCUCAACCUGUCUGUCAGAGUCAGCCAGCUGCAGAGCCAGGUUUCAGACAGGCAGAGUUACCUCCUGCUGUGCCUGGUUUUGUGUUUGAUCUUGGGCCUGCUGCUGUGUGUCCAGCAAUGUCGCAUGACUGCCAUGCAGCCUCCCUCCACAGACCCUCCUAUAACCUACAGCUACUGCUCCCCAGAGAGGCGUUUCUCUGAAUAUGAAGACAUGAGCUUGAAGAGACGAGCCUCAUAUCCUCUCCUGCACUCUGAUUCCUUUCAGUUACCUACCACUGAAGGUGCAGAGUCACUGCAAACUGUUGAACCAAUUAAUUUUCCACCAGCUAAUAAAAAGAAACGCAGUAAGAUGAAGACCGUGGAGACCCUGAAGUGCACUGCUUUCUGUGCUCCUUUGCUUGCUAACCGAGCACCCAUAUAUGACGGCCGUGGCACCAUGGACCCUCUACCCCGCACGGGGCAUCUCAGCCACCCUGCCUUCAGGGACCCCCCGUCUGAGGGCAGCUCCGAGGGCUCCUCCCAGUCAGACGUGCCCUCCUUCUGCGGCCUCGCUGCUGCCUCCUGCACGCGCCUCUGUGAUGGCCUACCCCCGCCCAGGAGCAGGGCAGAGAAGCGGGCGUUCAAGCCUGGGCGCGUGGAUCUCCUGCAGGCCCUGCGGAGAGAUGGGAGCGAAGCUACACCCACCAUCCUCACCCUGCAGGACCUCAUCGGGGGGGAAAAAGAGCUAGCUGCAGGGAGGCUGGGAGUGAUGGCGCUCUGAGGUCCUGUCUGACACAGACUGCUCCUCCUUCAGACUCUGGAACACUCAUCCUCUGAAAGGAGGGUUGUUGUUAUCUCUGUAUACAUAGGAGACUUUAAGCUAGGACACAAAUGAGACAAUUCCUCUUCUUCCACCUCCUAACCAGCAUGUUAUGUUCUGUCCAUGUUCUUUGGCAAACCUUUUGUUAUGAGGUUAAUAAUGGCAACCUUAAAAGAUAAGGUAACUUUUUUUUUUAUACCAAAUCUGUAUUUUGGAUGUAAAUGGCAUGUUCUAGAAUAAAACAUUAACAAAAGCUCAAAAAAUCACCUAAAUAUGUCAUUUUAGAAACUUUAUCUGCAAUGUUAUAUUUCAUUUUGUGCGACUCAAGCAGUUUCCCCUAUCCAUCUAUGCUUAUUUUCCGUGCAGUCCGAGCAUGCGCACCCAGAAAAGUAUUAUGGGCUACACGGAGAAGUAUCGCUCGAGCUGCACAAUAUGAAAUAUAAUGUUGCCAAUAAAGUUUGGAGUGACAAAAUGUAAUGUGUACAACAUCUAAAGACCUGCAUCACUAUAGUGAGUGUUGCCAUUUCUAAAAGGAUGUAUUUGGGUGAUUUUAGAGCUUUUGUUUUGCUUUAUCCACACCCUGGCACUGCAGAAUGAGCAGGAGGAAGUCUAUCUCUGGUUGGGGUAAGUUUAUCAAAAACAAGUGAAAUCGCAAAAAGAAUGUCUGGGCACUUCUAUAACAUCCCAUUUACAUUCAAAAUACAGAUUUGGUAAAAAAAAAGUAACUUCUCCUUUAAAGGUGCACAAUGUAACAAUCAAAACUACAAAUAAUAGCCAAUGUCAAUGUAUGGCUAAAGGAAUACAAUUCCAUGAGGAAAAUCUAAGUUAGAAUUUGCUUUUAACCGUGAGUUGCUGGUCUAGCCAUGCUCAGUUCAUAGAAACCGCAGGUUCUUCCUGUUUCAAGAUUGGUUCUCAUUUUCUGAAGUUGAAAACAUUUUAUUAUAUUAGGGAUAAAUGCCCCUAUCUAAGCUAUUUGACCACAGUAAAAGUCCAGCAACACCUGCUAUGACCUAGUCUUUUGUUAAAACUUGUUUUGUAAUUUAUGGACUAGUGAGUAGAUUGUACCAUGGUUGGACACCUGAAAUGUCAUGCAAAUGUCACUUAAAUAUAAAUGGUUAAUAUAUUUAUCAUAUCAUGAAUAAAUGCAGGUUGAGACUUUUCUACUA